CUCAGAUCUAUCGUUCAGAGCCACCUAUAAUAUGGUCAAAGUUUGUCAUUCCUUCUACACAGCCACAAGAAGCCACGCUAGUUAUGUAAGUCCCAUAAGGCUCAGUACUUAGCCUUCGGAUCUAUAUCGUCCUUGGCUUGCUUAGUGCUCACACGGACCUGUCAUCUCAUCAUGCACCGGCCGGAUGAACAAUCAGUGGAGUGCGCGAGUCAUGAAAAAAAUGGAAUCGUUGAACGCCCCACAGCUCGUGUCGCAUUACCACCUCCUGCGGUAGAUGGUGACUCCGAUGGGGAAGCCGAGGCGGAUGGAUCGCAAGCAAAUGACGGUGAUCUGUUGGAAGACUUUCCGGACGAAACCGACGAAUUAGAACUUGUACACUCGCGGUUGAGCUCUUUGACUAAUCUUCGACUCGAUCGGUUCGCAAGGCAUCUGAGGAAGCUAUGUCUGAGACAAAACGCUAUAUCACAUCUAGAUCCAGAGGUGUUUAAACUGCUCACGCAGCUUGAAGAGUUCGACCUGUACGAUAAUAAACUCAAGACUGUGGGAGAUGCGUUGGACAAUAUGUCCGCUCUAACCACUCUGGACCUUUCAUUCAACCUUCUACGACAAGUGCCGGAGGCACUGUCGCAUCUACGUUCCUUGAAGACCGUGUAUUUCGUUCAAAACAAGAUCUCUAAAAUCACCGGCUUAGAGUCUGUGGGAGGGACAUUAAGAAGUCUCGAACUUGGGGGGAAUAGAAUACGGCAUAUCGAAGGGUUGGAUGCAUUGGUCAACCUGGAAGAAUUGUGGCUCGGAAAGAACAAGCUCACGAAACUAGAGAAUCUGAGUACACUGAGCAGACUGAAAAUUUUGUCUCUUCAGUCUAACAGGAUCACGAAGAUCGAGGGUCUGGGUCAACUAGCUGAUUUGGAAGAGCUCUACCUGAGCCACAAUGGAGUCGAGCGUUUGGAAGGUCUCGAGAACAACACAAAGCUAAGAACGCUCGACGUUGGUACGAACUUUGUUCCAGCGAUCGAAAAUAUCUCGCAUUUGGUAUCACUAGAGGAGCUCUGGCUCAAUAACAAUAAGGUUGCUGAUCUGCGAGCCCUCGAGCCGCAGCUCAAGAAUAUAGCAUCCCUUGAAACGAUUUACCUGGAAGGUAAUCCUUGUCAACAGGCCGAAGGUACAGGUUACAGACGGAAGAUAAUGCUUGCGCUUCCUCAGGUUAAGCAAAUUGAUGCCACUUUUGCGAAAUCAUUGUGACCCACUCGUCUCCAACAAAUUUUCUGCAAUGAGACGGCACUGAUUUCAAUUAGCAUUCUACAACAAGCACUAAUAACCGUCGGCAUGUUGUCCACCGCGUCAUGAUGUAUUAUUGCGUUCUGUCUCUUUUUCACGGCUUUUUUCGUUCACUGCGUCAUGCUGUGUUGUUGCGCGUUCAUGCAUCAUAUUCUGUCUCUUU
Suillus subalutaceus is the source of this 1441-nucleotide messenger RNA. RefSeq lists its product as uncharacterized. Bases 172 to 1242 code for a protein of 356 amino acids. NCBI's taxonomy places the organism in Eukaryota, Fungi, Basidiomycota, Agaricomycetes, Boletales, Suillaceae. The transcript is spliced from 10 exons. Gene Ontology annotation, molecular function: protein binding. Gene Ontology annotation, cellular component: cytoplasm. The record is from RefSeq and is a predicted model, not a curated record.